Messenger RNA from Bursaphelenchus okinawaensis, 3237 nucleotides. The record is from the annotation of a GenBank genome assembly. Lineage: Eukaryota; Metazoa; Nematoda; Chromadorea; Rhabditida; Aphelenchoididae.
AUGGUAAUGUAGGUAUCCUUUGGGCAUGAUAAUAUGGUUUUUGAGGUUAACUUUGUUCUAGGAUUAACGUAACAGACAGAAAAAUUAUGUUGUUAUAGCGAUUUUUGGUGGUUGGAUGACAUUUUUUGAGAUUUUAAGUAAAAUCUUGAAAUAAUUUUUAGGCUUAUAUUAUUGUAAAAGCUGUAGAAGACUCUGCACUAUUUUUAAAUCAAUUUUAAAUUUUGAAAAAGUAUUAAAAAUUUGCAUAAAAACCUCAUUAUUUUCAAUUUCUUCGUCAAAAACACCAAAAAUCUCAAUUCAAGUCCUAAAAACAUUAGAUUUUACUCAAAACCUCACAUCUAAACAACAUAAAAGUACUCGAAAUGAAAAACAAUACAUUUGUUUAACCAAAUUUUUGGAAUUAAAUUGAAUGUAAGCGUUCUCCCGGGUCAUAAAUAUUAAUCAUUCCGUGGUGCGAGCCCUAAAAACACUGUGUUUUCCUCUGUUUUUACUCUCAAAUUAUGUGAAUAUACUAAAGUUAUUCGAUUUUUUAUUGGGGAUGGGUAAAAUACGUCGAAUUCUAUUAUUAGAAACCAGUUAUGGCCAUAAUUUGGCUUUGAAUUUCAAAAAAUUUAGAAAUUAAAAUUUUUUUGAAAUUUUGAUUUUUUUUAUUUUAAUGCCGAGAAAUGAAGUAAAAUACGCAGCUUUUCGUGUCCGUGUCAUAAUUGUACUAAACAUGACAAAAAAAAAUUUUUUUUGAAAUUUUUUAAAAUUUUGAAAAAAAAAUUUUUAAUUAUGAAAAAAUUUUAAAAAUUUGUUUUUUGUAAAAUACGAACUUCUAAGCAUCCCUCAACAAUUUCUGCUUUUAGAAAACGUUUCUACACGCGUGGCGUCGGCUACACGGAAAUGUACGCGCAACCGGCGUUGGACCAGAACAUGAUGAACAACAACAUGAUGGACAUGCAGAUGGCUCAGCAGCAGAUGAUGUACGACAUGAACUUUGCGGACGGCCAAAUGCCAAUGGGAAUGGGAGAUUUUGGCUAUCAAAUGAAUGGCUUCGACGUGAAACAGGAACCAGUUGAUCAGCUUCAAACUGGUACUAUUGGUACUAAUGGUUCCAUUGGUACUAAUGGAGCACUGAAUGGUCAAAAUGGGGUUUUGGGUCAGAAUGGAGCUUUGAAUGGACAGAAUUUACCAAUCGGUCCUAAUGGUACACUUGGUGCACAAAAUGGUGCUCUUUGUUUAAGUGGACAAAAUGGGGCCCUCGGAGGACCGAAUGGAGCUUUGGCUGGACAAAUGGGAUCUAAUGGAGCUAUGAAUUCAGAAAUUCAAGGUUUCGAAGAGCAUGGCAACUUUGUGCACGAUGUAAACUCUGUACACACGAAACCGCUGGACCCGGAAUAUAUCGACCAGUACCUGGAGAAGAACAAGCAUCGUAUCUACACUUGCAAGAAGUGCAAGCUCAACUUCCCUCACCGCGAAUACCUACAACGUCACAUGGCCUAUCACAAUGAUUUGGACAAUCGACCAUAUGGUUGUGGCCAAUGUCCUCAACGCUUUCAUUCGCCAAAACAACUGGAAUCUCAUCAACAGAAACACGCUGAAGACUCACCACAUCGUUGCCAACAAUGUGCCGGAGCGUUCCGAAGUGCGUUGGCGUUGAGACGGCACAAGGAUCAGAGUCGACAGUGCUAUUGCCCACCUUUCGGGGUAUACCCACAACUGGUAGGGAUAACAUCGGAUUUUGAUGGAGUAUUUUGGAGAUUUUUAUAAAUUUGGGUAGAUAUUAGAAUGGACUUUCAUGUUUUACAAGAAUUUCAAAAAACUUUAUUUUCACUUUUUCGAAAUUUAAAAAAUAAUGAAUUUUCUUCCAGCUUUCAUCCCCAACCGCUCCACUCGACCAAUACGCCUUCAUUGACUCGGACAACGAAGCUGAUGACGACUCAGUAAAAGGCCUUCAACUUAAUCGUCAGAAGUCAACGACCGAUUCCGGAAUGGGCUCAGAUUCCUCAACCCACUCAUUCACAACAUCCCCGGUUAGUACGAGGAACAACAACCUGGACGAAGAACUAGACCCCUCUCACCAAAACUCCACGAACCAGUUUGCCCAACCUACUCAGUACAUGAUGAACCCACCAGAUACCAUAAAAGAAGACCCAGAUGGAUUCAGAAGCCGUUUGAACUCGUCUACCACCCAGUCAUGUUCACCUGGCUCAUCCUUCUCCGGAGAGUCGGCUGGCUCGCCAAGUCAACGCAAAUACAGUAAUUCGAUGGGCAAUAAUGGUAGCUCGAUGGGCCCUCACAGUAUGGGAAGCAACGGUCAAACCCAAGGUGAUUAUGGCUAUCAUAUGGGCUAUCAAUACCCAGCCCAAUAUCAACAUGGACAAUAUCAGAAUGGAGCCACUUACAGUCCGACUACGUAUGGUACGAACAGUACUUAUGGUGCACAAGGACAGGACAAAAGUAGAGCUGGCUUUUCUGGAUUGAAAAAUGCUGGAUAUACGAUUAAAAAUGGCAGUUUCGCUUCAAAAAAGACUGAUUUUUGGCGAAAAACCAAGGAUUUUGGGACAAAAAACGACAAAGACACCGCCAAAACCUCGAAAAAAGAUGGAAACCAUAGCUCGUAUUACUUAGUAGAAUCUACUACAUCUAUUGAAGUUACAGCCAGAAUCGCCAUGCUCUCAGGAGACGACUUAUUCAACGAUGAAGACCAACCAACCCUUCAAGCGGUCCUUUUCGAUCAAAUUCAGUCCAAACUAUUGGCUGGAAAAGCGACUUCAAACAUGACUAGCCAGGUGGAUAUGACUGGAAAUGAUGAGGAAUAUCCAGGAGAAGAUUUGUGCAUAGAUUUUGGUGGAGUUGAUGUUGAGGAUGAGGUGGAAAAGGAGAUCAACAAGUGCAUUAGGUAUGGAUGGUUGGGAGUUUUUGGGGGCUUGGAUGGGGUUUUUAGGGUAAAAUAGAGGUUUUUGGGCUUGUUAUGAUUAGGUUUUUGAAUAGAAAUGGUAAUUUUUAGGUAACAAAAUAUUUGAAAAAUGAAUUUUUAGGUAACAAAACAUCAAAAAAAUGAAUUUUUUGGUAAUAAAGUUGAUUUAAAUCUGUUUUAGCAGUUGAAAAAUGGAUUUUUAGGUAGCAGCAAUUUCAAAAUCUUACUUUUUAGGUAACACAGUUAACAAAAAAUGAUUUUUCAUUCAUUUUAGAAUCCUUCUGACCCUGUUCCUAUCGACCGCUGCCACGAUUUCACGAGCCAAAACCGAAUGA